Fusarium proliferatum ET1 is the source of this 948-nucleotide messenger RNA. RefSeq lists its product as uncharacterized. The record is from RefSeq and is a predicted model, not a curated record. Lineage: Eukaryota; Fungi; Ascomycota; Sordariomycetes; Hypocreales; Nectriaceae. Gene Ontology annotation, molecular function: oxidoreductase activity. The coding region runs from base 1 to 948 and encodes 315 amino acids. The transcript has 4 exons.
AUGCGUUUUCUCUCUCUUACCCUUCCCGCUCUUUGCACGGCGGCUGCGGUUUCCAAGUGCGAGAACCCCAUCAAGCGUGUUGAAUGGCACGAACUCGAUGAUGCAGCACGUCAACAGUACACCGACGCUGUUCUAUGCCUCUCAACUAAGCCAUCUCGUCUCGGUCUCAACACCACUCUUUACGAUGACUUUCCGUAUGUGCACGCUCAUCUGGACAAGCAGAUCCACGCCGUAGCUUCGUUCCUCCCCUGGCACCGAUUCUUUGUGCACGUCUAUGAGGGCGCCCUUAAGGAAUGUGGCUACGAAGGUGUCAUGCCGUGCUGGGACUGGUCUCUGGAUGCCGACGACACGCCCAAGUCUACCAUCUGGGACCCCAAGACCGGCUUUGGCGGUAACGGUAGCCUCAACAAGACCGAAUCUAUCUAUGAUGGGCGUGCUGUUAGAAAGUGCCUCGACGACGGACCAUUCAAAGAUCUCUUCCCUGCUUACCUGACCACCAACUACGAUCCCCAUUGUCUGGCACGAGGAUGGAAUAAUGGAAGUGAAAAUGUUGGGAAGAUGUUAUCUGAGAACUACAAUAAGGAGGCAGUUGCCAAGGUCCAGGAGGUCAAGGAUUACGAUCACUAUCGUCAGAAAUUAGAGAGUGGUCCUCACGGUGCUAUCCACAGUGCAAUCGGUGGUGAUAUGAUUCCCAACACUUCCCCCAAUGAUCCCAUCUUCUUCCUUCAUCACGCCCAGAUCGAUCGCCUUUGGUCUCUCUGGCAGCAAGAAGAUCCCAAGACUCGCACCAUGGAGUUUGCUGGGUAUAAGACCCAGGAUCAGUUUGAUGGAACCAAGCCUGAGCCUGCUUCUCUCGAUGAUAUGCUUCUCAUGCAUGGCUUGGCAGAUGACUUGAAGUUCAAGGAUUUGAUGAGCACCCAGAGCUCAUUUCUCUGUUAUUCUUAUUAG